AUGAGUCCUGGGUCGCUCGCCCGGCUGCUCUUCUGGGCGCUGUCCUUGACCCCGAUCUCGGCGGGCCCCCACUCCCUGAGGUAUUUGCACACGGCGGUGUCGCGGCCCGGCCGUGGAGAGGCGCGGUACGUGUCGGUGGGCUUCGUGGAUGACACGCAGUUCUUGCGGUUCGACAGCGACUCGCCGAGUCCGCGGGUGGAACCGCGGGCGCCGUGGGUAGGACAGGAGGGGCCACAGUUCUGGGACGUGCAGACGGAUAUUGCCAAAGUACAUGCACAGACUUGCCGCUCGAAUCUGGUUACUGCGCUUGGCUACUACAACCAGAGCGAGUCGGGUUCUCACACUUUCCAGUGGCUGUCUGGCUGCGACGUGGGACCCGAUGGGCACUUCCUCCGCGGCUACGAGCAGUUCGCCUAUGAUGGAGAAGAUUACAUCUCCUUAAACGAGGACCUGCGCUCCUGGACCGCAGCGGACCAUCCUGCUGAGAUCACCCGGCGCAAGUGGGAGGAGGCCAGAGCUGCAGACCACUACAGGGUAUACCUGGAGGGGGAGUGCGUGGAGUGGCUCCACAGAUACCUGAAGAAUGGCAAGGAGACCCUGCAGCGCGCAGAUCCCCCAAAGUCACAUGUGACCCGCCACCCUACCUCUCACCAUGAGGUCACCCUGAGGUGCUGGGCCCUGGGCUUCUACCCUGCCGAGAUCACCCUGACCUGGCAGCGUGAUGGAGAGGACCUGAUCCAGGACACAGAGAUUGUGGAGACCAGGCCUUCAGGGGAUGGAAACUUCCAGAAGUGGGCAGCUGUGGUGGUACCUUCUGGAGAGGAGCAGAGAUACACGUGCCAUGUGCAGCAUGAGGGGUUGCCAGAGGCUGUCACCCUGAGAUGGGAGCCCCCUUCUCAGCUGAUCACCUCCUUUGUGGGGACCAUCACUGGGCUGGUUCUCCUUGGAGCUGUGAUCGCUGGAGCUGUGAGCUGCAGGAAGAAGCUCUCAGAUGGGAAAAAAAGGAGCUAUAUUUAGAGUGCCAGAGGCGGCAGUGCCCAGGACUCUGACAUGUCUGCCACAGAUCAUAAUGUGUGAGAGAGUUCCAUGUGGCAACUGAGUGGUGCGAGAUUUCUUCAAGCCUCACUUUGUGACUUUAAGAUCUGACAUUUCUUCCUGAGAAGUCAGGGUAUCUGAAUGUGUCUGUGUUUUACAUUAGCAUACUGUAAGGAGGUGGGGAGACAUGCUCAAUGACCCCUGUAUUAUUGUGUGAUGAUAUCACAUGUGUCAUAUGUUUAUUUUUAUUUAUAUAUUUUGUUUUUUUUUUACCUUUUUAUUAAGGUUUAUUAAGGUCCUGGGAUUUAUAAUGCUGUUAAAUAUACUUUCUGUACAUAUGUCAUUUCAAACCACAGCAGGAAGUGCCUGCUUCCGUCCAUCCUCCCAGUCAUCCUUCCCAGCAUUUUAAUUCUUUGUAUU
Messenger RNA from Sorex araneus (European shrew), 1455 nucleotides. RefSeq names its product patr class I histocompatibility antigen, A-2 alpha chain-like. Lineage: Eukaryota; Metazoa; Chordata; Mammalia; Eulipotyphla; Soricidae. The transcript has 8 exons. Gene Ontology annotation, cellular component: external side of plasma membrane. The record is from RefSeq and is a predicted model, not a curated record. Gene Ontology annotation, biological process: antigen processing and presentation of endogenous peptide antigen via MHC class Ib; positive regulation of T cell mediated cytotoxicity; immune response. Bases 1 to 1017 code for a protein of 338 amino acids. Gene Ontology annotation, molecular function: peptide antigen binding; signaling receptor binding.